Molecule: messenger RNA, 1170 nt
Organism: Blastomyces dermatitidis ER-3
Lineage: Eukaryota; Fungi; Ascomycota; Eurotiomycetes; Onygenales; Ajellomycetaceae
Product: galactose-1-phosphate uridylyltransferase
Exons: 4
Coding region: 1-1170 (389 amino acids)
Biological process (GO): beta-D-galactose catabolic process via UDP-galactose, Leloir pathway
Cellular component (GO): cytoplasm
Molecular function (GO): UDP-glucose:hexose-1-phosphate uridylyltransferase activity; zinc ion binding
Source: RefSeq, a predicted model, not a curated record
AUGGUGGAAUCCGUUCUCGACGAUAUCUCGCAUCGAAGAUACAACAUCUUGCGUGGUUCCUACGUCCUGGUAUCCCCGCACCGUACAAAGAGGCCAUGGCAGGGUCAACAAGAAUCCCCGUCCAAAACCGCUUUGCCAGUCUACGACCCUGCCUGCUACUUGUGCCCUGGAAACAAGCGGGCGCAAGGUGAUCAGAAUCCGCAAUACAAGAACACGUUUAUAUUCAUAAAUGACUUCAGUGCGGUCAAGGAGGAGCAAGCUGCGUAUCAACCAGAAUCGGACCAUGACGACCUUUCCUCUCUAUUCCUCCAAGCCGAACCUGUCACGGGAAGAUGUUAUGUCCUCACAUUCUCCGCCAGUCACAAUCGCACCCUCGCAGAUCUCUCUCCAGCCGAGAUCAAGCCUAUCAUCGACACCUGGACGGAUCUAUACGUCUCUCACCUAUCGCCAACAUCCCCAUUAGCAGCAGCCGCUUCGCUCACGCCCAUAUCGCCAGAGUCGCCGGUUUCUCAAAUAACGCUACCAAAAAAACAGCUCCGCUACAUGCAGAUAUUUGAAAACAAAGGCUCCACCAUGGGUUGUUCUAAUCCACACCCACACGGACAAGUCUGGGUGCUCAGCUGCCUCCCUGAAGAACUUACGAUAGAACUAGCCCAAUUGCAGAAAUACCGUCAUGAGAAUAAUGGCAGGCACAUGCUGCAGGAUUACGCUACCCUCGAGUCACGAAGGAAGGAGCGCGUGGUAUUCGAGAAUGAGCUGUUUCUCGUCCUUUGUCCAUGGUGGGCGACCUGGCCCUUUGAAACCAUGAUAAUCAGCAAAAAACAUAAGCGCGCCCUUGUCGAUCUGACUACAGUGGAAAAGGGACUACUAGCUGAGUCAAUUGCCGAAAUCACACGGCGGUAUGAUAACUUGUUUGAGACGCAUUUUCCGUACAGCAUGGGUAUCCAUCAAGCGCCGCUAUGCGGUUCUGAAGAGGAAAUCGAGGCAUCCCAUUUGCAUUUACAUUUCUAUCCUCCGUUGUUGAGGAGUGCGUCUGUGAGGAAGUUUUUGGUUGGGUACGAAAUGCUUGCGGAACCCCAACGGGACAUCACGCCUGAGCAAGCAGCUGCUCGACUUCGGGAUUGUGCUGGCGCUUUGUAUCGCGAUACAUUAAACAAUCAACCCCAGUAA